Molecule: messenger RNA, 590 nt
Organism: Symsagittifera roscoffensis
Lineage: Eukaryota; Metazoa; Xenacoelomorpha; Acoela; Convolutidae
Product: costars family protein v1g158749-like
Exons: 3
Coding region: 172-420 (82 amino acids)
Biological process (GO): regulation of actin filament-based process
Source: RefSeq, a predicted model, not a curated record
CAUUUGUCGCUAUGAUAUUCUCUAAAUUAAUGUGGUGGUGUUUAAUUCAUUGCUAGAGCCGACUGAUCAAGUACGAGGGCAAGUUCCAAUGUAUAUGUAGUCGCCACAAAUUAAAACCUACUUGAGCUUUAAAAAAAACAAUCGUUUUGAACCACAGAUUAAAUUGAUUCGAUGGACGUUGAAAAAGAAGUUGAAAUGUUGAAAGAAGAGAUCAAACGUCUCUCUGAGGAAUCCAACUCUGAUGGACGGCCAGUCGUGACGUUCGGAGUUCUUUUUGCCGACGAUAAAUGUGCCAACAUCUUCGAAGCUCUAGUUGGAACCCUCAAAGCCGCCAAAAAGAAGAAGAUAGUCUCGUAUGAUAGCGAGCUGCUUUUGCAGGGUGUGCACGAUGACGUGAAGAUUACACUACUAGUCGAAUAAUUCUGCUGUUUCCAAAAGGACGCAACCAUUCGCAUUGAAUUAAUCUGCUUUCCGAUGAUGCUUUUCAUAGUUUUAUUUCAGUCAAUCAAUAUUCGUUACGUCCAAUCUUAAAGAAAUUGUUUAAAAAAUAAUUUGUUAAUAAAUAUAAGAAUUGAUUUUUUGAAAGCUUG